Molecule: messenger RNA, 741 nt
Organism: Hyaloscypha bicolor E
Lineage: Eukaryota; Fungi; Ascomycota; Leotiomycetes; Helotiales; Hyaloscyphaceae
Exons: 1
Coding region: 1-741 (246 amino acids)
Source: RefSeq, a predicted model, not a curated record
AUGCCUCACCAGAACCAUGACAUUGACAAUACUGAUCAACCAUAUGAGGAGAUUGAUCAAUGGGAACUGGCGUGCUUUCAAAGCAACAAACCCAUAUCAUCUGAUCGUCCUCUAAACUACAAUUGUGAGCAUUUUAGCUCCGUCGAGGUUGGAACUCAUUCCAAUGGCGCCGGACACCCAAUGGUUCGCGAGCAGCCAAUGUACCACUAUGGAACAACAACUCAAACUCAGUACCACAACCAAAGUCCUCAAUCCUAUGCAUCAUCAAAUCUAUCGGGUCCCUGCCCUGAGGGCCCAGAAAAAGAAGAUCCCAACAUGCACUUCGCCCCUACCUAUCUUCCUUUGGGACCUCCCAUCGGAUUGAAUGAAGUUCAGCAUCAACGCACCGCAUCUUUCAACUCCGAUUAUUCCGUACCAAUGCUUCGUUUUCUCGGCGGACGUGACUACCCUGAGCACUACGCCACCGAGCAUGCACCACCAUUGGAGACCAGGUUUCUCCCUCAGGAUCCUUACAUCCAAUCCUCGAAGAAAGGCCACGCGUCAACGAAGCGCAGUAAAGAGAGCCACAUGAGCAUGCAGAGCUGUGGCAGCCAUGAGACGGGAUAUGAUAGCUGGGGUCUCAUGGAUCCGGUGGCGGAAGUUGGAUCCUGGGAUCGAGAGAGUGGGAAGCUGCGUCCUGGUGACUACGCUUUGGCUUUGAGUGGACUUACGGAAUUUCAUAUUAACGACGACAUGAAGUGA